UUCACUGCCACACCGGUGGCGAAGAGCGACUCCUCUGUUGAGACUCACGGUUCCCGUCGACCUUACCGCCGGCGGCCGGAGCAAUCCCAUCGUCGUUAGGUUUGUUUUAGUUUGUUGUCGCAGGGGCGAGCAGGCAAAAACCCUGGAUAAACCUGCAUGGCUUCCGUUCAUGUUUUUCCGAAGUCCCCCUCUCUGCCACCGUCUUUGCGGCCCACCAUUCGCUUUGCCAGUCCCACUUCUUUCCAAACUUCGUCGUUUUUGCCCUAUCGUCUCCGGCGACAUCGUUUAAUACUCAAUUCCUCAUCACCGGUCACUGCCACUCCCGUUGCCGCGUCCUUGAAAGAAACAUUGGGGUCUGUUCGAAAGACUUGGAGCGAUUUUACGAGCAUGAAUUAUUGGGUUGUUCGUGAUUACUAUCGUCUUGUGAAAUCCGUUAAUGAUUUUGAGCUGCAGAUACAGAGCCUCACUGAUGAGCAGCUCACUGCAAAGACAUCGGAGUUCCGGAGAAGGCUUGGACUGGGGGAGACGUUGGCAGACAUUCAAGCUGAGGCUUUUGCGGUGGUUCGCGAAGCCGCAAAACGGAAGCUUGGGAUGCGCCAUUUUGAUGUACAGAUUAUUGGUGGAGCAGUGCUUCAUGAUGGUUCCAUAGCAGAAAUGAAAACUGGUGAAGGGAAAACGUUAGUUUCUACGUUGGCAGCAUAUCUGAAUGCCCUGACGGGUGAAGGUGUACAUGUUGUAACUGUGAACGACUAUCUGGCUCAACGUGAUGCUGAAUGGAUGGGUCAUGUUCAUCGCUUUUUAGGUUUAUCAGUGGGUUUGAUACAGAGGGGGAUGACGGGCGAAGAGAGGAGAGGCAACUAUAGCUGUGAUAUCACUUACACGAAUAACUCGGAACUUGGUUUCGAUUAUCUACGAGACAAUCUAGCUGGAAAUAAUGGACAACUUGUGAUGAGAUGGCCAAAGCCAUUCCAUUUUGCUAUAGUUGAUGAAGUUGACUCAGUUCUAAUUGAUGAAGGAAGAAAUCCUUUAUUAAUAAGCGGUGAGGCUAGCAAAGAUGCUGGACGAUAUCCAGUUGCAGCUAAGGUAGCGGAGCUGCUUGUGAAGGGAAUUCAUUAUAACGUGGAACUGAAAGACAAUUCGGUUGAGUUGACUGAAGAAGGAAUUGCGAUGGCAGAGAUUGCUCUUGAAACCAAUGAUUUAUGGGAUGAAAAUGAUCCAUGGGCCAGAUUUGUGAUGAAUGCACUCAAAGCUAAAGAGUUCUAUCGACGGGAUGUCCAGUAUAUAGUUAGGAACGGCAAAGCUCUCAUAAUAAAUGAGCUGACGGGCAGAGUGGAAGAAAAAAGAAGGUGGUCUGAGGGAAUACAUCAGGCAGUAGAGGCCAAAGAAGGUCUGAAGAUUCAGGCUGAUUCAGUUAUAGUGGCACAAAUCACAUAUCAAUCAUUAUUUAAGCUCUAUCCAAAGUUGUCAGGGAUGACUGGAACUGCGAAAACUGAGGAAAAAGAGUUUCUGAAAAUGUUUCAGACGCCUGUAAUUGAAGUGCCCACAAACUUGCCAAACAUACGUAAAGAUUUACCUAUCCAAGCUUUUGCAACUGCUAGAGGAAAAUGGGAAUAUGUUCACCAAGAAGUUGAGUACAUGUUCAGACAAGGUCGUCCUGUUUUAGUUGGUACCACCAGUGUUGAAAAUUCUGAAUAUUUAUCUGACUUGCUGAAGGAACGAAAAAUUCCCCACAAUGUCUUGAAUGCACGACCCAAGUAUGCAGCUAGGGAAGCUGAAACUGUCGCACAAGCUGGAAGGAAAUAUGCCAUCACCAUUUCAACAAAUAUGGCUGGCAGAGGCACUGACAUAAUUCUAGGAGGAAAUCCAAAAAUGCUUGCGAAAGAAAUUAUGGAAGAUAGCCUGCUUUCAUUUCUGACAAAAGAAUCUCUUGAUUAUGAAAUUGAUGGUGAAGAAGUUUCAAGGAAGGUGUUGUCCAAGAUAAAUGUUGGACCAUCGUCAUUAGCUUGGCUAGCCAAGACAGCUUUAAUGGCUAAAUAUACAUGCAAAAAUGAAGGUAAAAGCUGGACAUAUAAAGAGGCAAAAUCCAUGAUCUCAGAGUCAGUGGAAAUGAGCCAGUCUAUGAAUAUUAAAGAGUUAGAGAGGCUGGCUGAUGAACAGAUCGAGACGUACCCUCUUGGCCCCACUAUAGCUCUUGCUUAUUUGUCAGUUCUAGAGGAUUGUGAAGUGCACUGUUUGAAAGAAGGGGCUGAAGUAAAAAGACUUGGAGGCCUUCACGUUAUAGGAACAUCUUUACAUGAGUCCCGGAGAAUUGAUAACCAGCUUCGUGGGAGAGCAGGAAGACAAGGAGACCCUGGAUCAACCCGGUUUAUGGUCAGCUUGCAGGAUGAGAUGUUUCAAAAGUUCAAUUUUGAUACAGAAUGGGCUGUGAGACUCAUUUCUAAAAUAACUAAUGAUGAAGAUAUUCCAAUUGAAGGUGAUGCAAUUGUGAAACAGCUCUUGGCCCUACAAAUCAAUGCAGAGAAAUACUUCUUUGGCAUACGAAAAAGCCUAGUUGAAUUUGAUGAAGUGUUAGAGGUGCAGCGCAAGCAUGUCUAUGACCUUCGACAGUCAAUUUUGACUGGCGGUAAUGAGAGUUGUUCACAACACAUAUUUCAGUACAUGCAAGCUGUGGUAGAUGAGAUCGUCUUUAAUCAUGUUGAUCCAAUGAAGCAUCCGCGAAGCUGGAGUUUGGGUAAACUUGUGCACGAGUUUAAGACAAUCGGAGGGAAGAUAUUGGAAGACAUGGGCGCAGAAAUCACUGAGGAAAGGUUAUUAAAAGCCAUCACAAAAUUACAUCAAACGGUCUCCACAGAUGCUGGUAACUUCGACUUUCCUGAAAUGCCAAAACCUCCUAAUGCCUUCAGAGGAAUUCGCAUGAAAAAUUCUUCACUGGAACGCUGGCUUUCUAUCUGCUCUGAUGAUUUGACACCAAAUGGCAGGUACAGGAUGAUUGCUAACCUACUUCGCAAAUACCUUGGGGAUUUUGUAAUUGCUUCGUAUUUAAAUGUUGUUCAAGAAUCUGGUUAUGAUGAUUUAUACGUGAAGGAAAUUGAGAGAGCAGUUCUUGUGAAGACUUUAGAUUGUUUCUGGAGAGAUCAUCUCAUAAACAUGAAUAGACUCAGUUCAGCGGUAAAUGUGAGAAGCUUUGGGCAUAGGAACCCUCUAGAGGAAUACAAGAUCGAUGGUUGUCGAUUUUUCAUCUCAGUUCUCAGUGCAACGAGAAGACUAACUGUGGAAUCACUCUUGCGUUAUUGGUCAUCCCCAAUGGAAACGCAAGAAAUAUUUUUUUGAUUAUCCAAUAAGAUUUUCAUGCUAUAUAGCCUAGCAAUUACCUCCUGAUUACUGAUCUGCCUACCAUUAUGCUUCUAAACCAAACAUUCUUCCCCCUCCCUAAUCCAAGCUGGGUUGCUGCAGAUUUCUUUUUGAUUAGGAAGGUUGAUGUUAUUGCCCAGCUUGCAUUUUGGUGAUCCUAGGUUUUGAAGCAUUGACUUCCUGAAGAUGUUUUCGCUGAUGAGUUUGUCAACCACUGGGGCACAACUCGAUUCACCAUCAUCGAUCGAUUUGUUGUAUACUUGUGAAGUUAUUUAUAUUGCGCGUGACUGGAUGACUCAGAAUAGCAUGGAGGUCCGUAAAAGAGUUGCUGCCUAGUAAAAGGAACUCAUCUUCUUAAUCAUGUAGAAUGUACAUAUAAGAGUUUCUAGUGGUUAAUUUACUUGUAAUGAGGAAUAUAGAGGUUUAAAGGUUUUAUUUUUCUCUGUAACGGUUUUGGGUUUGUCAUGUUUUUCCAUAGCCAUGUAAUGUUUUGAAAAUGUAUUUUUAUGUUCAAUUAUUGAAAAGUAUUGUCAUAUAA
Messenger RNA from Momordica charantia (bitter melon), 3889 nucleotides. RefSeq names its product Preprotein translocase SecA family protein (gene SECA2). The record is from RefSeq and is a predicted model, not a curated record. NCBI's taxonomy places the organism in Eukaryota, Viridiplantae, Streptophyta, Magnoliopsida, Cucurbitales, Cucurbitaceae. Gene Ontology annotation, molecular function: ATP binding. Gene Ontology annotation, cellular component: membrane; chloroplast envelope. Gene Ontology annotation, biological process: protein import; protein targeting; intracellular protein transport.